CCGGGCCUUUGAGGGAAAAUGAAAGUGAAAGGAAGAAGAGACUUGGUAGGGGAGAUCGCAGCACCAUGAAGCCUCUGCCUCUGCUCGUGGCCGUGGCACUGGGCCUGGCGACCGUCGUCUCGGCUGGACCAGAGGCGAUCGAGUGCUGGUUCGUGGAGGAUGCAGGUGGGGGUGGCUUGUCCAAGAAACCUGCCGCAUUGCUACUGCGCCAUGGACCCAGGGGACCACCGCCCCGGCCAGAUCUUGACCCUAAGCUAUACUUCAAGGUGGAUGACCCCGCGGGAAUGCUCCUGGCUGCUUUCAGGCGGUACCCCGCAGGCGCCCCCACCCCACACUGCGAGUUGAGCUGCUUCAUCCCGUUCCCCGCCUCGGCGAAGUGGGCUAGAGGUCUGAUUCCGCAGCGGAGCUGCCCGCGGGCCCUGGACGGGGAUUGGCUGCAGGUCAGCGUAUCCAGCUCAGUCUUCAGCCUCUCCAGCCUGCUGAGAUCACAGCUGGAGCCUCAGCAGGAGCCUGUCCUCAUCACCAUGACAACAGCGGUGCUGACUGUCCUCACCCACAGCCCCGCCCCUCGAGUCCAACUGGGAAAGGAUGCAGUGCUGGACCUGAGCUUUGCCUACGCGCCGCCCGCUCUGGAAGAUGGUCCUUCUCUGGCCGCAGGUCCUCCUCCCUUCGGGCUGGAGUGGCGACGCCAGCACAGGGGAAAGGGUUACCUGCUGCUGGCUGCAACUCCUGGGCUGGCUGGGCAAAUGCCACCAGCCCAGGAAAAGGCUGCAGCGUUUGCUGCUUGGGACGAUGAUGAGCCCUGGGGGCCGUGGACUGGGAACGGGACCUUCUGGCUGCCUGCCGUGAAGCCUUCUCAGGAGGGCGUCUACCUGGCUACUGUACACCUGCCCUAUCUGCAAGGACAGGUCUCCCUGGAGCUGACUGUGCACAAGCCCCCCAGAGUGUCUCUAACACCGGCACCCCUUGUGUGGGCUGCCCCAGGAGAGUCACCCCCAGAACUGUUCUGUCUUGCGUCCCACUUCUACCCUGCGGAGGGCCUGGAGGUGAAAUGGGAGCUCAGAGGUGGCCCAGAAGGAAGUUCUAGAAAGGUUGAGGGAAAGACGUGGCUCUCCACCGUCCGACACCAUUCCGAUGGCUCUGUCAGCCAGUCUGGGCACUUGCAGCUACCCCCAGUCACUGCCAAGCAGCAUGGAGUUCGCUAUGCCUGUCAGGUGCACCACCCUAGCCUGCCAGCAUCCGGGCGCAGUGCUGAAGUCACCCUGGAGGUGGCAGGCUUCUCCGGGCCCUCAGUCGAGGACAGCGUAGGCCUGUUCCUGUCUGCUUUUCUCCUUCUGGGAUUCAUCAAGGCACUAGGCUGGCUGGCUGCCUACCUGAUGAUGCCUGGAGUCUCAAAGGAGAAGGUCACGCCUGCCAGCCUGACCCUUCCCAGAGAGUCAAAGAAGUCGCAGUAAUGACACUGGAAGCCACCCUCAUCUCAGGCCCAAAUGAUUCCAAUAGCUCCUGCACAGAAGAGCAUCCCACUCUGGCCCAAAUGAUGCCAGUUGCUUCUACCCAGAACAGCAUCCUUCAUAGCCUCUUUUACUCCCUCCGCUGAAUGGCUUGGAUUAGUCGGGUUUU
Messenger RNA from Arvicanthis niloticus (Nile rat), 1620 nucleotides. It is a transcript of the gene Tapbp, whose product is annotated as TAP binding protein. Gene Ontology annotation, cellular component: membrane. The record is from RefSeq and is a predicted model, not a curated record. Lineage: Eukaryota; Metazoa; Chordata; Mammalia; Rodentia; Muridae. Gene Ontology annotation, biological process: antigen processing and presentation of endogenous peptide antigen via MHC class I.